AUGUCUGAAAAAGAUAAGCUUUCUUAUUACUUCUCAAGAAAAUUAGUAUCUUCUUCACGUGAUAUAUGUAAUAUAAAUCAUCCUACUACCACAAAUACAACUAUUAUCAAUACAAACGAAUUAAUAGUAUUGAAUGAACUUGAUGAUCGAUUAUCAACAUCAUUAUCUUCGUCAACCAGUACUUGUUUUGAACUUGAAAAUCAAGAUAAUGAAAAUUUAAAUCUCAAAGAAAAUGAAUUUACAACAACAAGAAGAACAACAACAGAUAAUCAUGAAUUAUUAGCUGAAUGUUCACAAAUGAAUUCAUUCAAACGUGAUCCAGAUCGAGGUCCACAAGCAGCUAAAGAAUUUUUAUUAUUAGGUCCAUAUCAACCUAUUACUACUUUUCCAACAAUUAAUCAUCGACAUUUUUGUUCUCGUUGGUAUAAGAUUUAUCCAUGGAUUGAAUUUAGUGAAAUGACUAAAAAAGCUUAUUGUUUUGUUUAUCGACUUGCUUAUUCAUCUGGACGCUGCGAUGAUGCAUAUACCAAGAAUGGUUUUAAUAUUUGGUCAGUGGCUAUUCAAAAGUUUAAUAAACAUCAAUCAACUUUAUCACAUAAACAAGCUAAUGAUUCAUAUAUAAAUGCUGUUCGAAAUCUUACAGAUAAUACUGAUGUUUUGAAAUUAAUUGAUAAUGAACAUAAAAAACAAACAUUAGAAAACCGAAAUUAUUUAAAGGAAAUAAUUCGAUCAAUCAUUUUUCUUGCUAAACAAGGAUUACCUUUUAGAGGUCAUCGUGAAGAUGAUGAAUCAAAAAAUAAAGGCAAUCUUUUGGAGUUACUCGAAUUUCGAAGUUUAGAAAAUGAAUUAAUUAAAAAGAAAUUAAAAACAUUAAAAUAUACACAUCAUUCAAUAAAGAAUGAAUUAUUAUCUUUAAUACAACAACAUAUAAUUUCUCAAAUUGCAUCUGAAAUAAAAAUUUGCAAGUAUUAUUCAGUUAUGAUCGAUGAAACUACUGAUAUUAUACGGCAUCAGCAAGUUUCCUUAGUAAUACGUUAUACUGACGAUCAAUUUCAAUGUUUAUUCAAUUUAUUAAUAGAAUGGUUAAAUAAACUUGGUUUAGAUAUCAAAAAUAUAGUAGGUCAAGGUUUUGAUGGAGCAAGUUCAAUGACCGGUGAAUAUAAAGGUGUUGCUAGUCGUCUUAUACAAGUUUCACCAACAGCUUUAUAUGUACAUUGUAACUGGCACGUUCUAAACUUGUGUUUAGUAGAUGUUGCAGAAGCUGUUGUACAUAUUCGAAACAAUUUUGGUGUCCUUAAAUCAUUAUAUAAUUUAAUUGAAGCAUCACCAAAACGACAUAAAGUAUUUGAAGAUUUGCAAAAAGAAUUCGGUAUUGUGUCCAUAUCAUUAAAACAAUUAUCAGAUACUCGGUGGGCUUGUCGAUAUGAAAGUUUGAAAGUUAUUUUUAGUCGUUAUUUAGAAAUAUUAAAUACAUUGGAAAAACUUGAAACUAGUGAUUCAUAUAUAUUAUUACAAGUAAUAAGAACUUUUGACUUUAUUUUUCAUAUUUAUAUGAUGACUGAAAUCUACAUGAUUACACAAAUAUUAUCAAAAUUCUUACAACGUUCAAAUAUCACUUUAACUGAUGCAUUAGCACAAGUUAAAAUUACAAUUGAUACACUUGAAUCAUUAAGAAAUGAAGAUGAAUUUGAAAGAAUUUGGCAUGAAUCAAUGAAAAUUUGUAUGAAUAACAAUAUUGAUGAACCUCAUGAACGUCGUAAACGAAAAGUUCCAUUAAAAUUAGGUGGUGGUGAUAUUAAUUCAAGUAAUUUAACAAUAAAAGAUGAAUAUCGAGUUAAUUCGUUUUAUGCAGUGUUGGAUAAAAUUGUAACAUCUAUUAAAGAUAUAUUUAAUAAAAACUAUUUAUCUGUAGUUGUUUUAUGUGAAAAAUUAUUCUUAACAAAAGUAUUAUUAAGUAACGAUGAAUUAAAAGAAAUUGCUUGCUUUUACAAUAUGAAUUAUGAUGAUUUAAGGGCUGAAUAG
Molecule: messenger RNA, 2022 nt
Organism: Rotaria sordida
Lineage: Eukaryota; Metazoa; Rotifera; Eurotatoria; Philodinida; Philodinidae
Source: the annotation of a GenBank genome assembly